CUGGCGCCUCUAUGAUUUAACAUGUUGUAAGCCACUCGAAACCAAGCUCGGCCACCACUUAGUUUCGAUUAUCACGUUGUCUUAAUUCUGCACACGUGUUACUUUUAGCUGUUAUCGGCUGAUAUUCUUGAUAAACAUUCUUUCACACACUGCCCCUCACACCUCAACACACAACGUACCUUCAGGCUAAACACAAAGCCGUUGGGAGUCAAACUCUAUAAUGUUGCCUUCAGAUAAUGAUCCAAGUCAUCUACAUUGCUCAUCUCCAACAUAUGUUCAUGAUACUGAAAAUCAUGUGUCUAGGACUUUCGCAAAUUCCUCCGCAGAUUUCCAUAAGUAAGUAUUUUUAAAUCACCCGUAAGGUUUAUGCUGCCCCAGGAAACGAAAAUCAAAGUGGACUAUCGACGAUAUAGAUAUUGGGAGGAAACUCGGAGAAGGUCGCUUCGGUUCAGUGCAUCUUGCGAGGGAAAAAGCUAGUCGAUUUGUCAUUGCUUUGAAGAUACUUUUAAAGCCUAGACUAGUAACAAAGGAAUUAAUGAAACAAGUGCAACGAGAAAUAGAAAUACAGUCACAUCUAAAACACCCAAAUAUUGUUCGUAUGUACAGUUAUUUUUAUGAUAAGAAGCGUAUUUAUUUGGUCCUUGAGUAUGUACCUAGGGGGGAGUUAUCUAAAGAAAUCAAUCGCUUUGGUCAUUUUGGAGAUAGUCGCGCAGCAACUUACGUAUACCAGCUUUCCAAAGCUCUUUCUUACUGUCAUCAAAAUGAUGUUAUACAUCGAGAUAUCAAACCAGAAAAUAUACUUCUUGGAGCUCGCGGUGAAGUGAAGAUUGCGGAUUUUGGCAGCGCAGUGCACUUACCAGCUUCACGACGUAUGACUACUUUUGGUACGCUCAAUUACUUGGCUCCCGAAUUGUUCCAUUUGGAGUGUGUUCAUGAUCAUCGUGUAGACAUAUGGAGCUUGGGAAUACUCACUUUCGAGAUGCUUACCGGUCAUUUACCGUUUGAUGGUGAAACCUUCGAGGAGAUCUCCGAAAAGAUCCGAAAUGCUGAUGUUUCAUAUCCAGAUACAUUAAAUCUGGGUGCGACGAAGCUCAUUACUAGUAUGCUCAAAAAGUUGUCAAGUCAAAGGGUUUCUUUAAAUGAAAUCGAUAAUUAUGACUGGAUUAAAAUGCAUGCUGAAUUUUCUGUCAAUCAAUGCAGAGCAGCUCUUCAAGAUUGGGAAAAUGUUAAUAAUCAAAAUUCUACUUGUCCUUCAUCUAGUAGUUACGAGUGCUCAUCUACAUUUGUAAAUACAUUUUUAAACGAUUGAUGUUUUCAUAUAUUUCACAUUGCAUUACCAUUUGUUGUCUUUCAGGAUAUCUUAAUAUAACAAUUAAAAAGCUUAUCAUUUUAAUUAUAAAUGGUUAUCAUUUUUACCAUAAUCUGUAUGCUCAUAUAUACAUGUAUUUGCGUGACAUUAACCUCUUUCACUAUUCUAUCAUAAAUACUUGAUAGACAUGUUUUAUGUUAUUAUUACGUAUAUCUGUAAAUUAAUUACACAUAUUUAUCGCUGAUUCAGCAACAAACCAAUAUUUGAAGAAUGUUAUUGUUGCAUAUUUAAUUUAAGGAAAAUUCUGGGAGUCUGAACUUUUUCAUUACUUAAAUCUUGGGGUAUUGUCUUAAGAUUAGUAAAGUUGUACAAUUUGAAAUUAAUUUAUUUAAAAGAUUUACUUAAUGAGAUUCCAUCUUAUCUAUAUACUGACCUCUUUGUAAUCUAGUGAUGAGAUAUCCGGUUAACACAUUAAGCGGUUGUGGUAAUUUUAAAAGCUC
Messenger RNA from Schistosoma curassoni, 1809 nucleotides. Lineage: Eukaryota; Metazoa; Platyhelminthes; Trematoda; Strigeidida; Schistosomatidae. The record is from the annotation of a GenBank genome assembly.